Molecule: messenger RNA, 1061 nt
Organism: Pelobates fuscus (common spadefoot toad)
Lineage: Eukaryota; Metazoa; Chordata; Amphibia; Anura; Pelobatidae
Exons: 4
Coding region: 33-1061 (342 amino acids)
Source: RefSeq, a predicted model, not a curated record
GUUGGUGCAGCGAUGUGAAGGCAGACGGCGCGAUGCGGGUCUUUCUGUCGGCGAUCUGCCUUUUUCUAGCGCUGUGUACACUGGGGUCUCACCCAUCGUCCGGCUCAGCAAAACGGCGUUCUAAAAGGAACACCAUAAAGGUUUCACCUGUACCUGCACCAAUGCAUGACAUGAAGGGAAAAGCUGUUACAAAUAGAUCUCAAGCAAACAAUUUAACAAAGGAGGAUGAAGAAGUUAUAAGUUAUCUCAGAAAUAUCUUUGCUGGUUUGUUAUAUUCCCUUCCUGAGCCAAGUGUUUCUCCUUUUCCCAAAGAACAUCCCAAAAACCGACUGCCAAAAGGUUUAACAAUUAGAUAUACUACUAAGAAGCACACAAACCCUGUAAGCCGCACACCAACCCAUAGUAAAGCAAGCACCACACCAACCCAUAGUAGAGCAAGCACCAUAUCAACCCAUAGUAAAGUAAGCAUCACACCAACCCAUAGAACAGCUUCAAUUAAAAAAACUGAUCUUGUAAUCAACAUUUCUGAGUUUGCACCAUUCCCUGAUAAGAAUCUGGAUGAAGACUCACUCCGUACUUUAAACAUGGAACCCCCUUUCAACAAAGAUGAACAUGGCACAUUCAUCAUAGAAAGUGAUACAAUACGUAUAGAAGAUAAUUUUAUUGAGUGUGCAGAAAACAUUGCACAGCUAACUAACUCUGAACACCAAAUGUUUGAACACAAAAGAAAAACACUCAGUGGUUUGUCUCCCUUCGACACACCUAAACCUGUGUCCAGAAAUCUUAACAGAAAAAAAGAUGUCGCUAUAACCAAACAAGAAGCAAAAUCUAUGCAGGAAUUGGACAAAUUAAUAGUAUUAUUAGGGAAGCAUGUUCCUGAAAUAAAAUCCACCCUUGCAAACACUGACAUGGAUGUCACAGAGAAAGCAUUUUUAAUACAUGCUGUUCUCAAACAUAUUCUGUGCAACUCCAAGAUGAAAAAAGACACUCUAAAAGCUGUAAGGAAAAUAUUGCAGGAUGAACUAAAGAUCCUUGAGUUUCUAUUGAAACCAUCUUCUUGA